AUGCCAGCAACAACUGCAGAAACACUGUCUUUAGUGAGCAGACAGGUUUCUGUCGCCCCCUUAGUGCUUCUUUCAGCCGCUGAUCACUAUGGUCGAUCAGCCAAAGGGACUAGGAAACGUGUGGUGGGAGUUCUCUUGGGCCAAAAUGACGGAAAGAAUGUCCGAGUAUCGAACAGUUUCGCAGUGCCUUUCGAAGAAGACGAAAAAGACCCCUCGGUGUGGUUUCUCGAUCACAACUAUGUCGAAUCUAUGAGAGAAAUGUUCAAGAAGGUCAAUGCCCGUGAGAAACUGAUAGGCUGGUACCAUUCUGGUCCGAAGCUACGAGCAUCAGACUUGGAAAUCAAUGAGCUCUUCAAAAGAUACACUCCUAAUCCCCUCCUCGUCAUCAUCGAUGUCCAACCAAAAGAGGUUGGUGUUCCAACAGACGCAUAUUUCGCGAUUGAGGAGAUCAAGGAUGACGGCACAACAACGACCAAAACUUUCGUCCAUACCCCGUCCAUCAUCGAAGCCGAAGAAGCCGAAGAGAUCGGAGUCGAACACCUUCUCAGAGACAUCCGGGAUGUGGCGGUUGGCACUCUUUCCUCCAGAAUCACUCAGCAGCUACAGUCCCUCCAAGGUCUCCAUUUACGAUUGAAGGACAUCGGCACAUACCUGCAAAAGGUACUCGAUGGCGAAUUGCCCGUCAACCAUGCCAUCCUUGGCAACCUUCAAGACAUCUUCAAUCUCCUUCCCAACCUGACCACCCCUCCGGCUUCGAGGCCCAACGGCGCGAACCAGGUCGAAAACAGCGAAUUGGCUCGUGCAAUGACCGUCAAAGUGAAUGACCAGCUCAUGACGAUCUACCUAAGCUCCCUCGUCCGCGCCAUCACAGCGUUCCAUGAUCUGAUCGACAACAAAAACCAGAACAGACAACAACAGGAGGAAAAGGAGGCAAAGAAGGGCGAGGCUGAAAAGAAGGAGGGCGACAAGGAAAAGGAUGACAAUAAGCCCACUCCCAAUGGCGCGAUCAACGGCGAGAAGAAGGGCACCGAAGAUGGCGGGAAGGGAAAAGGCAAGAAGAAAAGCUAG
Capronia epimyces CBS 606.96 is the source of this 1068-nucleotide messenger RNA. Its product is annotated as 26S proteasome regulatory subunit rpn-8. Bases 1 to 1068 code for a protein of 355 amino acids. Gene Ontology annotation, molecular function: metallopeptidase activity; protein binding. The transcript has 2 exons. NCBI's taxonomy places the organism in Eukaryota, Fungi, Ascomycota, Eurotiomycetes, Chaetothyriales, Herpotrichiellaceae. Gene Ontology annotation, biological process: proteasome-mediated ubiquitin-dependent protein catabolic process. Gene Ontology annotation, cellular component: proteasome complex; proteasome regulatory particle. The record is from RefSeq and is a predicted model, not a curated record.